This is a messenger RNA of Thalassophryne amazonica, 1375 nucleotides long. Its product is annotated as ADP-ribosylation factor 3-like. NCBI's taxonomy places the organism in Eukaryota, Metazoa, Chordata, Actinopteri, Batrachoidiformes, Batrachoididae. Gene Ontology annotation, cellular component: cytoplasm; plasma membrane. Gene Ontology annotation, biological process: vesicle-mediated transport; intracellular protein transport. Gene Ontology annotation, molecular function: GTP binding; GTPase activity. The record is from RefSeq and is a predicted model, not a curated record. The transcript has 6 exons. The coding region runs from base 207 to 755 and encodes 182 amino acids.
CAUUUCGAACGAUUCAGGUUUGGAUUUAGUAUGUCAUCUCGCGAGAUUUGGCUGCCUCGUUGAGUUGUCCAGUUUGUAAAUAUCGUGAGACGUAAGUACUACUACAGCGGCGGAGGUUUUUGCUAAGCCCUGCUUUGCAAUAUAUCUCUGCUGCACAACUGAGGCGUUACUUGCUCAUCACAGUUGUAGAAUAAAAAACAUAAAUCAUGGGUAACCUUUUUGGGAAUUUGCUGAAGAGCCUCAUAGGAAAGAAGGAGAUGAGGAUCUUGAUGGUGGGGCUUGAUGCAGCUGGAAAAACAACAAUCCUCUACAAGCUCAAACUGGGCGAAAUAGUCACCACAAUCCCCACCAUUGGUUUUAAUGUGGAGACAGUAGAGUACAAGAACAUCAGCUUCACUGUUUGGGAUGUGGGUGGGCAGGACAAGAUCCGCCCCCUCUGGAGACACUACUUUCAAAACACACAGGGUCUAAUCUUUGUCGUGGACAGUAAUGACAGAGAGCGUGUGAAUGAGGCACGGGAGGAGCUGAUGAGGAUGUUGGCUGAGGAUGAGCUGAGAGAUGCAGUACUUCUUGUGUUUGCCAAUAAACAGGACUUGCCGAAUGCCAUGAAUGCUGCUGAGAUCACAGACAAACUGGGUUUACACUCCCUCCGUCACCGUAAUUGGUACAUCCAGGCCACCUGUGCCACCAGCGGAGACGGCCUCUAUGAGGGCCUUGAUUGGCUGGCCAAUCAGCUCAAGAACAAGAAAAACUAAACAUCCCAGUUGGUUGUGCUGAUGUUGUCGCCAUCUGCCGAUUGAAGCACGUUACCAAACCACAGAUUUCUGCAUUCAGUAUGAACAGAAACACAGUGUACGUCCUGUGUAGUUGUUGAUAUUUUGCACAAGGUGGGUUAAAGUGCACACAAACACACACACAACCUGUCCAAGUGCAUCAGCUUGCUCCCCCUCACGUUUUUGUUGUCUCUGUAAAUUGCUUUAAUACCAUAUUUACUGAAUGUCAAUACUGUUGAUGAAUCAAUAAAUGACCAUAACAUUUAUUUUCCAUGAAUAUCACUUUAAUUACGUCUCAGCAGCAUAAUUAUUUGAUAGAUUGCACAGGAAGCAGAUCAGAAUGUUGCCGCUGUUUGUACAGAUCGCUGCUGAUAGCAGCGGGUUGAAAUUAAAAUAUUUCCUUGUGUGCCGUACACUCGCACAGCUUCUCAUCCACUGACAGUUCAACAGUUCCAGCAACUCUUCUGUGUAUUUUUCAUUUAUAUGACAUGUCUGUUUGAGUUUAGUUUGUGGCCUUAUGCAGGUAGUCACUUAAAAAUUGCCUACAUAUUGAUUUAUUUUCACAUAGUUUAGUUGUCAUUUUCAGCCACAUGUAUUUAUCU